AAAAAAAAACUUCCCACCUCCAUAAAAUGAAAAAUAUAUCAACGUCCCGUCGCCUCUGAUUAUUUUUCUUCCUCUCAUUCCUCUGGCAUCUUUUUUUUUCUACCUCAUUUUGGUUCCAUGCUCACUACCUCAACACCUUCUUAUCAUCAUAAUGUUUUCUGUCCAACCGCUGGAACGUAUAGUAGCUAUUACUAUGAUGCCUUACGUGCUAAUAGUCGACGUAGCAACCGGCGAGUCUCCUUGGUGAGAAACACUUUGCCACAUCCUCAGCAGAUGCAAAAUGAACAGAAAAACGACAAAAACAAGUCCCUUAAGAAUAAGGGUAACAAGAAGAAAUCUGUUCGUUUCAGCGAAAACAAUGAUCAAGUACGAUUAUUCUAUCAAUGGCAAGCACCCCAACAGCAACAGCAGCAAAAUGAUGGAAGAGAAAGAGAAGAAGCCGAUGUACCGUAUUAUCAUCAUCAGCUGACACCGACGAAAAGCACUGCGACGGUAUCGACGACAAGCGAUCAGAAACAACAGCAAUAUCAGCUGGAACUGGUCAAAAACGAGAAAACACAAGGUGCCACGACCAUGGCAACCAAAAAGAACCACUUACCGCUUGAACUGAAAUCCAUUCACGUUGCACAAGAAGUGCAAGCACCAGUUGGUAUUAUUGUUGUCGGCAAUUGCCAUGUCGUCAACCUUGCAUUUGAAAAGCAUGUCACAGUGCGUUACACCUUUGAUAACUGGACGACGUUCACCGAUAUUGACGCCAUGUACCGUGAGUCACUGGCUGACUCGGCCAUGGACCGCUUUGCUUUUGAAUUCCCAUGGGAUACCACUGCCACCACCAAGAACCACGAACAAUCGUUGCAGUUUGCCUUGCGCUAUUUUGUCAACGGUAUGGAGUUUUGGGAUAACAAUGACGGAGACAACUAUUGUGCACGUCUCCACGUCCUACCAACUGCGACAACAAAAACAAGUGACAAUGACAAUGACAAUUCCGACCAUCGAAAAAGCGAGAAUGACGUUACGCAGCAAGACGAUGGUGAAAAAUCAGCAGCACCCUGGUCGUCUUUUCACCAGCAAAAGGACGAUUUGUCCAGAGCAACAGCAAUCAAUCCGUGGACCACGUCUUCGUUCUGGGCCAACUGCUUUUCUAACUCAACAACGUCGUCGCAUUUUCCAUCCCUUCAACAGCAAUCGCAGCGCCAGGAACAGCAUGACCACCGUCCUACCCAUCAUAGUCACCUUUUAACAAAAGCGACCUCAGCAUCAUCUACAACGCAACAGCCACAACAAUCAAAGUACUUUGACAAGCGUCGCAGCAACAGCAACAAUUUCAUCAAUCAUCAUCCACAUCAUUUCUCUUCUAAAUCAACAUCUUCACUCAUUUCAUAAACAAAACAAAAAAACCGCGCAUUUGUUCUCUCUUAGCAACCCCAUCUUUUGCAAAUACCUAAAAAAGAGUCUCCUUUAUUCUUCCCUAUUUGUAGUCUUUCAAUUAUUGUAUUUUUAUUAAUAAAAAAAAGUAUCUUUGUCUGCAUACAUGUCA
Messenger RNA from Zychaea mexicana, 1537 nucleotides. RefSeq names its product putative phosphatase regulatory subunit-domain-containing protein. The transcript has a single exon. Bases 118 to 1383 code for a protein of 421 amino acids. Lineage: Eukaryota; Fungi; Mucoromycota; Mucoromycetes; Mucorales; Lichtheimiaceae. Gene Ontology annotation, molecular function: protein phosphatase 1 binding. The record is from RefSeq and is a predicted model, not a curated record. Gene Ontology annotation, cellular component: protein phosphatase type 1 complex.